AGUGCCAAUCAAAACACAAUCACCACCGCCCUCACCAAUAUAUCGCCAAUUAUAUUUGCUUUCCAGUCGGCCUAAGAUGGACCGUAGAUUGUUUGAUUGAUUGAAGCAGGACCGUCCAUCCUUGCCAAUCUGAUCGGGCUCUUGAUCUUGAUCGUACGCAUGGAGGUCCGACCCAAUUCGACGGCCGACAACUCGUCGAUCCCGCAGCACCAUCGCCAGCGUCAUGCACCCGCAGCAGCUCCGCUGGAACAAGCCGCCACUUUGCCUGUACCCGUCGACACCACCUCCGUCUCUCAGAGGCUUCAAAAGGAAUUGAUGUCUCUCAUGAUGAGUGGAGGAGAUCUUGGAGUAUCAGCGUUUCCUGAGGGCGAGAGCAUUUUUACAUGGAUUGGCACAAUUGAGGGUGGAAAAGGGACUAUGUACGAGGGUUUAUCUUACAAGCUCUCCUUACGUUUUCCCCUCAACUACCCUUUCAAGCCACCCCAAGUCAAGUUUGAGACAAUGUGCUUCCAUCCAAACAUUGAUCAGUUUGGCAACAUUUGUCUUGACAUACUUCAGGACAAAUGGUCUUCAGCUUAUGACUGCAGAACCAUUCUUUUGUCCGUACAGAGUCUAUUGGGAGAGCCUAACCCAGAGAGUCCUCUCAACAGCUUUGCUGCAGCAUUGUGGAACAAUAAGGAAGGAAUUUAAAUUGACUGUCUACCUGGGGCAAUUUUCAAACUCAGAAACUGUCGAAUGUUCUUGGCAGAUUACCAAAAAAUGGUGCACAAACAAUAUUUUACUGGAGAAGCAGUUGAAAGCUGAUCGGUAGAGUUGUCUCAUCACAGAUGAGAAAUUUGGGUGUCGUUGCCAUGCGUUAUCUGUAAAGCUGAGGAUAAGAACAGAUUCAGGUUUCAGGUUAAAGUUCAAAGUACAGUUUUUUUUUUUGGUAGUUGCAACAUAAGUCCACCUGUUGUACAUUUGUUUAGAUGAAUUCUUGCUUUGGCCAUUGAAAACGAUAUGUUGUAUUUUGAUUGAUGCUCUUUGUUUCCUAUAUUGAUCAGAUAUGGUUGAUUCUCA
Molecule: messenger RNA, 1059 nt
Organism: Alnus glutinosa
Lineage: Eukaryota; Viridiplantae; Streptophyta; Magnoliopsida; Fagales; Betulaceae
Exons: 6
Coding region: 160-690 (176 amino acids)
Source: RefSeq, a predicted model, not a curated record